This is a messenger RNA of Mya arenaria, 3672 nucleotides long. RefSeq names its product NADPH--cytochrome P450 reductase-like. The record is from RefSeq and is a predicted model, not a curated record. Gene Ontology annotation, molecular function: NADPH-hemoprotein reductase activity; flavin adenine dinucleotide binding; FMN binding. Gene Ontology annotation, biological process: response to hormone. Bases 175 to 2199 code for a protein of 674 amino acids. NCBI's taxonomy places the organism in Eukaryota, Metazoa, Mollusca, Bivalvia, Myida, Myidae. Gene Ontology annotation, cellular component: cytosol. The transcript is spliced from 16 exons.
UGACACUGAUAGCUUCUAGCCUUAGUGCACUACAUUUUAACCUUUCUGAAGUGAGCCAGUUUGAGAUUGCAACAUUUUGUUGCCUCAGUCACUUGUGUAUUGAAGGUUAGGGAGACGUGUAUACUUGGAAACAACUGAAAUUCUGUGUAUAUCAUAUUUAUACAGUUGGGAAGAAUGAGUGAUGAGAGCAGUGUUCCGGUAGAUGGGGAGGAGGCAGCCCCUUUCCUGUCAAACCUUGACUUCUUCAUCCUGUCCCUCAUGGCUGGGAUGGCUGUCUACUGGUUCUUCUUCAAGAACAAGCAGAAAGAACAGCCAACGUUCAAAAAGCUUUCUGUUGCGCCCCUGUCUCGCAGUGCUUCAUACGAUCCCAGCUUUAUCAAUAAAAUGAAGAAUUCUAAUCGUAAUGUGGUGGUGUUUUAUGGAUCUCAGACGGGUACAGGGGAAGAGUUUGCAGGUCGGCUGGCCAAGGAUUGUGCAGGGUAUGGAAUGAAGGGCAUGGUGGCUGACCCAGAGGAAUGUGAAAUGGAGGACCUUUCUAGACUUACUGAAAUUGAUAAUGGGCUGGCUAUAUUCUGCAUGGCAACAUAUGGAGAAGGGGACCCCACAGACAAUGCCCAGGAGUUCUAUGAGUGGCUACAGACUGGAGAUGUCGAACUCAAUGGCGUUAAAUUUGCGGUUUUUGGGCUUGGCAACAAGACAUACGAGCACUUUAACGCUAUGGGGAAGUAUGUGGACAAACGUCUGGAGGAGCUUGGGGCUGAGCGUGUGUUUGAGGUCGGGUCUGGGGAUGAUGAUGGCAAUAUAGAGGAAGACUUUGUGACGUGGCGGGAGAAAUUCUGGCCGGCAGUUUGUGAACACUUCGGUGUUGAGGCCACGGGGGACCAAGUCAAUGUAAGACAAUACACUUUGACAGAACACGACGACCUGCCAGCAGAAAAGGUGUUCAGAGGUGAAAUAGCCCGACUCCGCUCAUUUGAUAACCAGAGGCCACCAUAUGAUGCUAAGAAUCCGUAUCUUGCUGCGGUCAAGGUCAAUCGGGAACUACACAAAGGCGGGGAUCGGUCAUGCAUGCACAUUGAGUUCGACAUCUCCGGCUCCAAGAUCAGGUAUGAAGCUGGAGACCAUGUAGCUGUGUAUCCAAUGAACGAUCCUGACUCUGUAAAAGCUAUCGGGAAACGCCUUGGUGUUGACCUUGACAAGAUUAUCACUCUCACAAAUGUGGAUGAGGAGGCCAGCAAGAAGCAUCCAUUCCCGAACCCAUGUUCAUAUCGCACUGCCCUGUUGCACUACAUGGACAUAACUAGCUGCCCUCGCACACAUAUUCUCCGUGAACUGGCCGAGUAUGCUGAGGAUGAGAAGGACAAGGAAUUCCUGCUAAAACUCACAUCCGCCACACCGGAAGGCAAGAGCCUGUACAAUGAGUGGAUAAUCAAGUCUCACAGGACCAUCCUCCACAUUCUAGAGGACCUUCCCUCUAUCGCUGCACCUAUCGACCACAUAUGUGAGCUACUGCCUCGCCUACAGGCCAGAUACUACUCCAUCUCAUCAUCACCAAAGCAAGAUCCCACCAGUAUCCACAUCACUGCCGUGUUGGUAGAGUAUGAGACGAAAACCAAUCGUACCAUCAAGGGUGUGGCCACUAACUGGCUUGCACUCAUGAAACCCGCAGAGAAUGGCGCUGUACACAGGGUGCCCAUCUAUGUCAGGAAGUCUCAGUUCCGGCUGCCCUUCAAGACCGCCCUGCCUGUGAUCAUGAUAGGUCCAGGGACAGGGCUGGCCCCAUUCAGGGGCUUUCUCCAGGAGAGGCACUACCUUAAGACUGAAGGCAAACCGGUUGGGGACACAAUUCUAUACUUUGGUUGCCGGAAGAGUGCAGAAGACUACAUUUAUGAGGAUGAGCUGGCUGAGUACAUGAAAAAUCAGACUCUCACAAAGCUGCACCUAGCGUUCUCUCGGGACCAGGAAAAGAAGGUUUACGUACAGCACCUGCUCAACCAGAAUAAGGAGGAGACAUGGAAACUGCUGGAGGCUGGAGGACAUCUCUACGUUUGUGGUGAUGCCCGUAACAUGGCGCGUGAUGUACACGACACUCUGAUGAACAUUAUCCAGGAGUGUGGUGGGCUUGAUUCCUCCCGUGCUGCAGACUAUAUCAAGAAACUACAGAACAAGGGUCGCUACUCAUGCGAUGUCUGGAGUUAAUGGCUACUACUGUAAUAGUUAUGAUAAUUGAAACAGUUACAAACAUUAUACCAUAAACAGUACUGUAUGAUCCCACUCAAAUUGUUAAAAAAAGAUUGGUUUACUUAUGGGAAAUGGCACAAAUCAUAGUCACACUUAGUCAUGGCUAUUUCAUUUAAGCCUUCAGUAGACCAUGGGAAGACACUUUCAAAUUGUACACUUUAGACAUGUUUUAAAACUUGUUGUAGCAAAAUUGAGCAGGAAACUCCCCUAUAGAAAUCUGGGUUGGCUUGUAGGUUUAAAUGGAAUAACCCUUACUGUUAUCUGUCUGAUAUAAAACUUUUGAGACUGUUUUAUUUUGGUUUGUAAGCAUUACACUUAGAUUCAUAAAGUUUAAUUUUUAUAUUUAAUCAUGUAUAGUAUUUUACAUUUUGUAUUUUCAGGCUGGUUCUUUAUAUUAAAAUGUAGAUAAACUUGUUUUAUGAUGAUCAGCUGAAUGUGUUCCUAAUGAUGCAUGUGUAUUAGUGUUCUCUUGGCUUUUGAACAGCAACUUAAUUUACAUGUCAAAGUCCCACCAUUACUUUCAUAUUCAAGUCAAAUUCUUACAUGAAGUUGUUUCAUCUAAAUGAUCUUUCAAAUAAUAAAAAAUAUUUCUCAUGUAUUAACUUACUUAUUUUCCCCUGCAGGGAGGGGAUAUUUAAUAAAGUAGAGUGACUUUGACUGUUGUACUUAAGCAGUAUAAGGUUGUGGUAAUUGUGUCAGCCCUUCACCCAGGAUGUCUUGGGUUGGAGGCCUAUCACUUUAUCAUGGCCUCUUAAAAUGGACAUCUUACCUGUUUUUACCUAGGAAAUGGACCAGAGUGUGUUUCAUAUGAACUUGCAUGUAUACCCGGUAGCUGUAAUCACAAUCAAGCUAAAAUAAAUUGGUAUUAACUUAUUGUUGAUACAAUGAACCUGUUAGUGUAAAUAAUAUUAUUUUUUGUACAAGUUGUAAUAUUUCUAGCAACCUUUCAUAGCUUAAUAAUGUACAUGUAUCAUUCAUAAUGACUUUUAUAGGACCAUAAAUAAUAUGUACAAUCAUGUAUAUCAUGCAGAGAAGUAGUAAUAUUGUUAGCUUGUCUGGCUCGAAGAUAUAGGUUAAAGUAUUGUCAUGACCUUAGUGUCAUUGUAUUACUAUCAGCAGGCAAAAACUUAACAUUGGUUAUUAUUUUAAAAACAUCCAAGUUAUUCAAAGAGACUUGGUACACAUGUUCAUAUAUACUAUAGCUUUAUUAAUUGUUGGGUUAUGCUAGUUGUUUGACUGAGAGAACAAACACUGCCCAAUAUUUAUGUUUGCUCCAUGGCGCUCUUAUUUGCACUCUUUGCUUAAGAAACAAACCAAAAACACUGUGAUUGAAUUUUCAGCUGUAUUUUGUAUAUUUUUAGGAUGAUAAGAAAUCAAUGAGUCAAAAGUUUGAUUGUAUUUCUGUAAGAAAAAUAAAGCUUUUAAUUUAGA